AUGAAUGUCAACAGACGUCCUGAUUUUUCAAUUCUGAAAAUUGCACGUACCUCCAUUUUCUGUCUUUCUCUUAUUUUGUGUCAUUUUCUUUUUUCCCUCCUAUUUUUUCUACUUUUAUUUUUUUUUUGUCUUUCAUUAUUUCAGCCCACGUUUCUUUUUCUUUUCAUUUUGCUCCUCUUUUUGAUUGUUUCUUUCUUUCUUUUUUGCGUCCUUUCCGUCUUUUUUCUUUCAGUUUAUUUCUUUUCCCUUUUUUUCGUUUUCCUUUUUACAGAUAGCUGCUUUAUCCCUAAACUGAAUCCUUUGUUUAUUUGUUUGUUUGUUUGUUUGUUUGUUUUCUUUCUUUCUUUCUUUCUUUCUUUCUUUCUUUUCACACUCUUCCUUCCAGAUACUCUUUCUUUCUUUCUUUCUUUCUCGCACAAUCUUCCUUUCAGGCACUCUUUCUUUCUUUCUUUCUUUCUUUCUUUCUUUCUUUCUUUCUUUCUUUCUUUCUUUCAGGCACAAUUUCCUUUUUCUUUUUCUUUCUUUUCUUUUCUUUCUUUCUUUCUUUCUUUCUUUCUUUCUUUCCUCUUUGUUCAAGGCUCUUCCUUUCAGUCAGUUUUCUUCCUUACUCCUUUCCGCCUUUCCUUCCUUGUUUGUCUGUUUGCUUCUUUCUCUCUUUCUUUCUUUCUUUCUUUCUUUCUUUCAGGCUCUUCCUUUACCACUUUUACUUUAUUUGUUUCUUACUUUAUUUCCUUCGGGAUCAAACCCCGAAUUCGUUACGCUUUCGUAAUUCACGGGAUCAAACACCGGAUUCGUAACGCUUUCGUAAUUCACGGGAUCAAACACCGGAUUCGUUACGCUUUCGUAAUUCACGGGAUCAAACCCCGGAUUCGUUACGCUUUCGUAAUUCACGGGAUCAAACACCGGAUUCGUUACGCUUUCGUAAUUCACGGGAUCAAACACCGGAUUCUUAUGUCUUUCGUAAUUCACAGGAUCAAACCCCGAAUUUUACGCUUUGUAAUUCACGGGAUUAAACACCGGAUUCGUUACGCUUUCGUAAGCCGCGGGAUCAAACACCGGAUUCAGGAUCAAACCCCGAAUUCGUUACGCUUUCGUAAUUCACGGGAUCAAACACCGGAUUCGUUACGCUUUCGUAAUUCACAGGAUCAAACCACGGAUUCGUUACGCUUUCGUAAUUCACGGGAUCAAACCCCGGAUUCGUUACGCUUACGUAAUUCACCUGAUCAAACCCCGGAUUCGUUACGCUUUCGUAAGGAGGAUCAAACCCCGGAUUCGUUACGCUUUCGUAAUUCACGUGAUCAAACUCCGGAUUCGUUACGCUUUCGUAAUUACGGAUCAAACUCCGGAUUGUUAACCUUUCGUAAUUCAAGGAUCGAACACUGGAAUCGUUACGCUUUUCGGAAUUCACAGGAUCAAACCACUCUCUUAUGUCUUGUGCAUUUAGUUUCUUCCCAUUUUCCUUGCACGGGCCUUAUAAUUCCGCUGCUUGUAACCCCUCAAGAGCCGCUGAAAAAGAAUGACCUCUCACUUUUUGUAUUUCAUUUUUGUUCUUUGUUUCAUUUUCUUUCUUUCUUUCUUUCUUUCUUUCUUUCUUUCACUUUGUCUCUUUUUCCAAUCUUCCGUAUUCCUUUUCGUAUACAAAUGACGUUAUAUCUCCUAUUCUUUCUUUCUUCCUUUCUUUCCUUCUUUCUUUCAUUCUUUCUUUCUUUCUGUCUCACUUUUGUUCAUUCUUUCUUUCUGUCUUUCUUUCUUAUACUGAUAAGGAGUAGCUGA
Messenger RNA from Acanthosepion pharaonis, 1773 nucleotides. The record is from the annotation of a GenBank genome assembly. Lineage: Eukaryota; Metazoa; Mollusca; Cephalopoda; Sepiida; Sepiidae.